This is a messenger RNA of Aplosporella prunicola CBS 121167, 597 nucleotides long. RefSeq lists its product as uncharacterized. Lineage: Eukaryota; Fungi; Ascomycota; Dothideomycetes; Botryosphaeriales; Aplosporellaceae. The transcript has 2 exons. The record is from RefSeq and is a predicted model, not a curated record. The coding region runs from base 1 to 597 and encodes 198 amino acids.
AUGCCGGAAAACGACCACGUCCAGGGCGAGCGCCUCCAACAACAAUACGAAGUGCGGCCAGACCCGCACGCCCUAACCAGCAACCCCGACCCGUCGCAAAACAGCAGCUCGGGCGUCGACUACGAGCCGCACCCGGAGAAGAGCAUCAGCAUCGAGCCCGCGCGCCAGGCCAUUAUCGACAAGAUCACGCGGCUGUACAGCGGCAGCGCCAGCGAGGAGGACAUGCACGUCUACGCGGCCGAGGCCGUGUACGACGACCCGUGGAGCUACUGCGAUACGCGGUACAAGAUUGCCGGGCAGUGGUAUGGCAUCCCCAAGGUCAUGGCGUCUUCGAAGACACUCAAGACAGAGGUGGUCAAGUCGACGCCGUCGGAGCUUAUCUUUAAGCUGCAGCAGGAGUAUACGCCGCGCGUGCUGCAUAUCUCCAAGACGGUGAACUCGCUGGUGUCGCUGGGCUUGGACGAGCAGGGCAAGGUGCGGUAUCAUAAGGAUAUGUGGAAUGAGAAAGACUAUAGCCAUGAGGGGCUGGGUAGGAUCAUGAAAGAGCUGAAUGGUGAUCAUUUGACCAAGAUUACACAGCCGCCAGAGAGCUUGUAG